AUGUCUGAUCGGAUCUUCUAUAUUCACUCUAACUUGUCCUCUGUCCCCUGGGAGGGCAGCGCAGCAGUAGCAGUGGCUCCCAUCUCUCCUCCUACACCUGGUCACUACCAUGUCCUCUACCGAGGGUGUGGAGAAACCCAAGUGGGCUGGCAUGGAGAGACAUACUGCCUGGUUGGUGGCUACCGGGCCUAUGGGGAUGCUCCUGUGUCCACCCCAACAAAGGCAGAAGCAGAGAAGCCAGUCCCCAGCCGCGCUCCCAAGAGACGGCGACCUCUGGCAGAAUCAGACAAAGACCUAGGUUGUUCCAGCCCCAAAAUUCGGCGACUGCAGCAUAGUGGCAGGAGAAUGACCCCGCAGAAGCUUGCUGGCUGA
This is a messenger RNA of Phacochoerus africanus (Common warthog), 372 nucleotides long. RefSeq names its product DPEP2 neighbor (gene DPEP2NB). The transcript has 2 exons. The record is from RefSeq and is a predicted model, not a curated record. Bases 1 to 372 code for a protein of 123 amino acids. NCBI's taxonomy places the organism in Eukaryota, Metazoa, Chordata, Mammalia, Artiodactyla, Suidae.